UUGGCCAGCGCCGUGAGGGCGGGCUCGGCCAGCGGCGGGACGAGCGAGCGGCGGAGCCGUCGCCCCGAGGGGGCACCAAGAUGGCGGCAGCAGAGCAGCGGCUGGCCUGGGAUAUUCCACCAAAAAAUGGCAGUGAAGUAUUUUUCUCACAUGAAAUUUAUGAAAAAUACUCGUUGGCUCCAAGCCUGUCUGAACUAUGGAAUUUAUCAAACAGAGUGGCAAAGAAAAAUGUGGAGGUAUUGGCAAACUCUUCAGAAAACAAACAAGCUUGUAACAUACAGGCUGCAGAUCCACUUGAGGUGGAUGCUAAAUCCACAACUGAUGAUCAUCCUUUUCCAGAACCUAGACUCCCCUAUCCAUUUACUUCUUGUUUGACUGAGAAGGAGCAGAAAACAUACUUAUAUCUGAUGACUAAGUUCUCAAAAAAACCCAACCAUUUUCCACUCAAUGCAGCAAAUCAAAGAGAAUUACUCACGUACAUGCAAAUGAAAGAAGCAGUAAACAAUGAAGUUGCAGAAUUUAUGAAAUUUGCUCAAAAUGCUGCAAAAAGCUGCACUCAAGACUACGAUAACAUCUCUGAAGAUGCAGUACUUUAUACUGAGGAAUUAUUCAGUGCUUGUAUUGGACAUGUGAAAAAGUAUCCUGAGUUUUACACGCUCCAGGAGAUCAUGAGUAUCAUGGGAGGAAAAUUUAACACGCAGUUAACCUUUAGGCUGGAAAAAAAUCUUCUUGUAAUGGGCACAGCAAGAUAUGGUAAAACAUAUUUUCCUACCAUGCCUGUUCAGCUGCCCACAGAUUAUAAAGCUGUUACAUCUUUUGUAACUCCAGAUAAAAAGGCUUCUAUUAUGCAAAAUGAUAUUAGUUCAGAUUCAAAUGCAGAAAAACUUGCUUUGAAAUACUCUCCUCAAGUUGUUUUAAGUAAUCAGUCGUUAUUUACUUUGCUGAAUAACCAUGGACUAAAUUACAAGGAACAGUGGGAAAUUCCAGUUUGUGUUAAGAUGGUCCGUGCUGCAGAUAGCAAACCAGCUAAAGUGGUUUACAUUGACUCACCUCUUCUGAAAAAGGAAAUGACAGUAAGAGAGAGGAACCAAGUCUUCCAUGAAAUUCCAAUGGAUUUCCUAGCAACUAAGAAGUCUUACAUUUCAGUUUCUGAUGUUCUGAUGGACAAACCAGCUGAGGACAAUCUACUUCAGUGGGAAAUGGCUUCUGAUACCUAUGAAUACAGGAAGAUUCCUCUUCCAAAUGACACAGGAAUGGAAUUUGAUGAUGAUGUUACAGAACUGGAAACUUUUGGUGCAGCUGUCAAACUCUCAAGGACUUCUAGAACAGAAAAUACUUCUCCUACAGUUAGUAAUGCUGGUAAAGUUUUGUCACAUGACCUAAAAUUAGGAAAGAAAAAUAUAUCCACUGUAAACAGUGGAGCUGAAGAGGGGAAAACCUCCGUUUCUGAGCAAGGAGUUUCAUCAUAUUCCAACAUACGGUUUCCAUCAUGUGGCGCUCUAUGCUUCAGCCCUGGAGAAAACUCAUCUCAUAAAAGCUUUCGGUCAGAGGAGGUAGAGUUGAACAAAGCACAGCAUGUCAUGAACAAGAAAGGAUCAGACAAUGAAACAAAAUUAAAUGCUUUAUCUAAUGCUGUUAGUUCCAAGAAAGAGUCUGAUGCUGCACAAAAAAAUGAGACAUACACUCCUUUAUGCAGUAGUGACACUGAUGAAGAUCGUUUGAUAAUUGAUACAGAAUGCAAAAAGACUGAUUCUUGCAAAACAGCUGUACCAAACACUGUUUCUCAUACCUCAGCAAGGACUUCCAAGUCACCUUCCCCCACCCAAAAUCCAUCAGCAAGUAUGACUGAUUGCUCGGAAGUCAUCGAUCAGGGAAAAAGUGCUUCCAGAAAGCUAACAAGAAAGUUGUCCAAAGAAUUUGAUCCUGUUGGACAGAUUUUGAAAAUGCAAACAGAACUCCUUAAGUCACCUUCCCGAAAAGGUCAUGAGCAGCCAUUAGUGAGCUGUGAUAGUUCUACUACUAUGCAAGCUCAUGUGCCUCAAUCUCCAAAACCAUCAGUGAUCUCCCAUGCAGAAACUUUGCCAAGUCCUGCCUCAAAUCCCAGUGGCUCAUCUAGGAAUACCUGGACGUGGCUUUUUCAGGGCGUGCCAAAGAGAAAGCUGCCAGAUGAACUUCAAAUGCUUGCGGAAAACCCUUCAGAGUAUAAAGCACCUCAGGAUGGCAACCUUGUGUAUAAGCUAUUCAGUUUGGAUGAUCUGUUGUUACUUGUGCGUUGCAGUGUGCAGAAAGUGAAGCCAUUGCCACAUUCACAUAAAAAGAAAAAAGAUCAAAAGGUUGUUCCAGUAUUCCUGUUGCCAAAACUGGAAUACCAAGCCUAUUAUGGUGUUGAAGCUCUUACGGAAAGUGAAGUGUGUCAGAUGUGGACAGAGAGUAUGUUGCAUUCUGCAUGUUUAUUUUAUAUUGGGCGUAUUGAUGCUUUUACAUCAAAGCUUAUUAUGCUAGAAAAGGUUUCUCCCGAAAUUUUAAGAGAAAAACUUGGAUUGAUUAAGCCUGCAAAUUCAUUAAAUAUACUUCAUCACAUUUUGAAGAAAGUGUCUGAUUUGCAGGAGGGCUCUUACCUAUUGACUCACGCCGCAGGAGAUUCAUCAGUUGCAAUCUACAAGAGUUCUCUUGACAAGGCAACGAGAGCAUCGUAUAACUUACAUGAGGCCCAUUGUGAUUUGCCCACAGUACCUGCCACAUUGUCAGUCCCUUGGGUGCCACUAGAUCCCAGUCUCCCUUUGCCCUAUCACCUGAAUCAUGGCAGAGUGCCAUGCACCUUUCCACCUGCACCUCAAGAAUCCAUGUGGAAACGGAAGAUGACGGGGGUGAAAGGGCAGUUGGACACACCCUACGAGGGAAAGCCAGUAACUAUGGAAACAAAAGGCAGUCUGGCUAAGCCUGUUAGAAAUGAAGGUGUGGCUACAAAGAAGCUGAAGAAGAUUUACUGCAAACAAAAAAUGAAGAAGAAGAAGUGGAAAACGAAGUAAAAUACAGUGAAGUAGGAGUAGCUGAGCUGUGUUAAGUAUGGGCUGGAGAAGGACAAAAUGAAACAAGAAAUGUGAGGCUUUCUUGCAGUUUCAAAGGAGCCAGAAUAAGCUGGCAGGGGACACAGCUCCACAGCCAUGUUUAAAACACUGCAACAGAGUGAAACAGUCUAUAAACCUUAACCCUUUCUUACCUCAGUGCAUACAUUCAAAUUAAUAUCUCAAAUUCA
Molecule: messenger RNA, 3256 nt
Organism: Oxyura jamaicensis (ruddy duck)
Lineage: Eukaryota; Metazoa; Chordata; Aves; Anseriformes; Anatidae
Gene: ICE2
Product: interactor of little elongation complex ELL subunit 2
Exons: 15
Coding region: 81-3029 (982 amino acids)
Biological process (GO): positive regulation of transcription by RNA polymerase III; snRNA transcription by RNA polymerase III; snRNA transcription by RNA polymerase II
Cellular component (GO): transcription elongation factor complex
Source: RefSeq, a predicted model, not a curated record